This is a messenger RNA of Saccostrea echinata, 1524 nucleotides long. Its product is annotated as probable peptidyl-tRNA hydrolase 2. The record is from RefSeq and is a predicted model, not a curated record. Gene Ontology annotation, molecular function: protein binding; peptidyl-tRNA hydrolase activity. The transcript is spliced from 6 exons. Gene Ontology annotation, cellular component: cytosol; mitochondrion. NCBI's taxonomy places the organism in Eukaryota, Metazoa, Mollusca, Bivalvia, Ostreida, Ostreidae. The coding region runs from base 228 to 827 and encodes 199 amino acids.
AUUAAAACAUGGUAGAUUUCCGGUGGGAAAUUGUGAUGACUGAUUCAGACUGAAGAGUGAAGUGAAGUUGUGUCUUAGAAAAUGAUGCAGAGUUAAACUUGAUAAGUAUAAAUUGUCAGCCAAGAAGAGCCAGCAGUUGCACCUUAACUGUAUAUAGAAAUCAUUACUUACUGUCCAGUAAUCUGUAUUGUAAAGAGGCCUCUGACCAAGAUAAACUUCAAAGAAACAUGGACACGGGCUCAGAUGGAGCAUUUCAGCCAAAAGAGGAUAUCCUUAAUAUCCUCACCUCCCUAGGAUUUUCUCGGAAUGCUUCUAUCAAGGCCCUUUAUUACACUGGGAACAGUAAUGCGGAUUUGGCUGCAGCGUGGGUCAUAGAAAACCAACAUCGGAGCGACAUUGAUUCACCUCUAAAUGAGGAUGAAUCAGAUGACCAUGGAGAUGAAGCAGGAUAUUUACCAGAAGGAGUGGACUUCUAUAAAAUGGUUUUUGUGGUCAACUCAGAACUGGACAUGGGAGUUGGUAAAACAGCUGCUCAGGUUGCUCAUGCUGCUCUCGGUUUACAUCGUACCCUACUUGAUGAUCCACAGAAGUAUGGGCAGAUGUUGAUGAGUUGGGAACAAUUUGGAGAAACUAAAAUUGUAACUAAGGGAGACAACACAGCACAGUUAAUGAGUCUUGCAGAAAAAGCUUCAAAUCUAGAUCUGCCACAUUAUAUUGUCCACGAUGCAGGUAAAACACAGAUUCCUUCAGGAUCUACCACUGUUUUAGCAAUAAUGGGUAACCUUGAAGUUGUGGACUCAAUUACAGGUUCCCUAAAACUUCUUUAAUGACGAAAGGGACAUAUUAUACAUGUAUAAUUUAAAUUGAAGCUUCAAUGCAUGAAAGUACUGGGAAUUUCUGCUUGAACAGACUUUUUAUAUAUUUGCUGCCAUUUUUUUUGUCAUGUUAUGCCAUAGGCUAUCAGUUAAUUUAAUUAUCAUUCCUAUUAAAGAUUCAUUGAUGUACAGUACAAUUUGGCAUUCUCAAAAAUGUAUUUGUCCUUACAGUGUAAUUUGUCUUUAAAAGAUAGCACAUUUUUUAUUAAACCAUGUCAUAUAGUGAAAUGCUUUACAAAACCAAUGCUUUAGGAACAUUUCAGUUUGAUAUUUAUAUACCUGCAUUUAUGUAACACCUGAACAUUCUUAGAGUAUAGAGACUCAAAUUCUUAAAUUUAACAUGUACAUUGUAGAUUUCAGAGGCCUCACUUGAAGUAAUUUCAUUGAACCAUUUGUUCCUUGGUUGAGUAAUUACUCUUUGAAAGCUAUUUCUGAAUCCCUAUAACUAUAGCUGAUUUUUUCCUGCACAGUUCUGCUUUUACAUUUGUGAACAUUGUAUAAGUGCAGUUGAUCUCUUUUGUUGCUAUAUGUGAUAUUUAUUUUUAGUAAAUUCUUGUACAUACAGAUGUGUACAUGUUUUACUGACAACAAUAAAGCAUUAAAAUGUUGCUUAUUGUGUAAUCAUGGUGAUUAAAAGCUAUGGAUUGAA